Dibothriocephalus latus is the source of this 813-nucleotide messenger RNA. NCBI's taxonomy places the organism in Eukaryota, Metazoa, Platyhelminthes, Cestoda, Diphyllobothriidea, Diphyllobothriidae. The record is from the annotation of a GenBank genome assembly.
AUGAAUGUUGCGGAGUGUUUGUUCCCCACUACUGCCGACAGCAGCAGGGAUCAACAGACCUUCACGUUGCCCGAAUUUUGGCCUCAGAAUGUUUCGACCUGGUUUGCAGCGGUAGACGCACUCUUCACUUCCGAGGGGAUCACAUCCCAAUGGAAACGAUUCUCACAUCUUGCGUUCGCUUUGCCCCCUGGCAUCUCCACGGAUUUGUGCGGGAAGGUUCUUACCUCUAAUCCAUCCGCGCCUUAUGAUCAGUUGAAGUCUGCGGUGCUGAAAGUAGGCUCCCGUGAGACAACACCACCACAACCCUCUAACAGAAAUUCAAGAUAUGAAGUGUCCUCAGAGGUGUCGAGACCUACUCGGAAUUCUAGGGUUGCCGCAAAUGACCCCGAGGAGUCGAAAAGAGAACAAAACUUUCUGCGUAGACUUUCUCAUCGAAUACAGAAGGUGUCUUCGCCGAGGCAAAAUGAGGUGAUACUCGAAGAUACUCCUGGCUACCUGGAAGUGGGGAUUGUGGGCGAUGCUAGCGAUCCGAAGCCAGCGAGAACACUGUCGCCAGAACCAGCACCAACUCUUCGACAGAUCCAGUCAGACAUUCUCAGACUCCAGGCACAGGUGGCUAUCAUCUCCAGUGGUCGUUUGAGGAGGGCUCAAAGUCUUCCGCGAUCUCGCCAGCGAUCGAAAAGUCGCCGGAGAGGACUCAAGAGGCAAACGUGGUGUUGGUAUCAUCAGUCUUUUGGUGUGAAUGCAAAAAUGUGCAACCACCCGUGUCAGUUCAAUACAGAUCAAGCGAUAAUGGCCAGCAGCUCUUUCUAG